Messenger RNA from Olea europaea var. sylvestris, 4814 nucleotides. RefSeq names its product lysine-specific demethylase REF6-like. The transcript has 7 exons. NCBI's taxonomy places the organism in Eukaryota, Viridiplantae, Streptophyta, Magnoliopsida, Lamiales, Oleaceae. Gene Ontology annotation, cellular component: nucleus. Gene Ontology annotation, molecular function: histone H3K4me/H3K4me2/H3K4me3 demethylase activity. Gene Ontology annotation, biological process: chromatin remodeling. The coding region runs from base 256 to 4407 and encodes 1383 amino acids. The record is from RefSeq and is a predicted model, not a curated record.
GUAUGCUCAAAAUAGAAAGCGAACUCUUUAAUAGAGAAAUAUCAGCAGCAUCUGUUUAGUGUUUACUACUUUCUGUACGCCCAGAAUGCUUCAUUCAUGAACCCUCAUCAGAUCUCACAAUAUACGUGCGACUAUAAUCACAUGCAUAUGCAAAGAUUGGUACAGUGUUGUACGCAUAUAUGUUUUUGUUUGUUUAGUUUCUUCCAUUUUUCUUUUUCUUUUCUUUUAUUUUUUUGACUUUUUAGUCAUUUAUUAAUGGCUGGCCUAGAAGCAAGCGGUGGGAAUAUUAAGGUAUUUCCAUGGCUAAAGUCUUUGCCAGUAGCUCCAGAGUACCACCCAACCCUAGCUGAGUUCCAAGAUCCGAUUGCUUACAUUUUCAAGAUUGAAAAGGAAGCCUCCAAAUAUGGGAUUUGCAAAAUAGUUCCUCCUGUGCUCGCACCGUCUAAGAAGACUGUCAUUGCUAAUUUGAACAGGUCACUUUUGGCCCUGUCCAAUGAUUUGAACCCCGCGCCGACUUUCACCACUCGGCAGCAGCAGAUCGGAUUCUGCCCGAGGAAGCACCGACCGGUGCAGAAACCCGUCUGGCAGAGUGGGGAGAAUUACACUGUUUUAGAAUUCGAGGCGAUGGCCAAGAAUUUUGAGAAGAGCUAUUUGAAGAAGUAUGGGAAGAAAGGGCUGAAUGCGUUGGAAGUUGAGACCCUUUAUUGGAAGGCAACUGUGGACAAGCCCUUUUCAGUGGAGUACGCAAAUGACAUGCCCGGGUCUGCAUUUGUAGUGAAGAAGGUUGGUGGGAAGGGGAUUGAGGACCCAUUGACGGUGGGGGAGACGGAGUGGAAUAUGAGGGGGGUUUCAAGGUCGAAAAGCUCCUUGUUAAGGUUCAUGAAGGAGGAAAUUCCCGGGGUAACUUCACCCAUGGUGUACAUUGCUAUGAUGUUUAGUUGGUUUGCUUGGCAUGUGGAAGAUCAUGACCUUCAUAGUUUGAAUUAUAUGCACAUUGGUGCGGGAAAGACAUGGUAUGGUGUGCCUAGGGAGGUGGCUGUCGCAUUUGAGGAGGUGAUCCGGGUGCAGGGAUAUGGCGGAGAGAUAAAUCCUCUUGUUACUUUUGCUACACUUGCUGAGAAGAACACAGUCAUGUCACCUGAAGUACUUGUUAAUGCCGGUGUUCCAUGCUGCAGGUUGGUGCAAAAUGCUGGAGAAUUUGUUGUCACUUUCCCAAGAGCCUAUCACUCAGGGUUUAGUCAUGGAUUUAAUUGUGGAGAGGCAGCUAACAUUGCUACUCCUGAAUGGUUGAGGAUUGCAAAUGAUGCUGCUGUUCGUAGGGCAUCAAUUAAUUGUUCUCCAAUGGUGUCUCACUUCCAGUUACUGUAUGACCUGGCACUUUCAUUAUGUUCAAGCUUAUCAAAGAGCAUUUGUGUGGAACCACGGAGUUCCCGGUUAAAGGAUAAAAAGAAAAGUGAAGGAGAAAUAUUGAUCAAAGAGCUAUUUUCGCAGGAUGUGAUGCUGAACAACAAUACACUUCAUAUUCUUGGAAAAGGAUCUGCCGUUGUAGUUCUUCCUCAAAAUUCUUUAAGCAGUUCAAAUUUACAACGUGGAACCCUGUCAGCAACCAGAUCUAGAUUGUUCUCCAGAUUUUGCAGUCCUGAUCUCGAGUUUAAAGUUACAAAAAGUAUUGUUUGUGAGGAUGUCACGUUGGACAGGAACCAAGAAGUGGGGGAAGUGAGAGGCUAUCCAGUAAAAGGGAAAGUUUAUUCUUUGUGCAAUGGUAGCGAGUUUCCCUCUUUAGCUCCUCAGACAGGAAAUGCUGACUCUGAUGUAAAACGAGCUUCCCAAUUUGAUAGAUUGUCAGAUAAGGGACUAUUUUCAUGUAUCACUUGUGGUAUUUUGUGCUUUGCCUGUUUUGCGAUAGUUCAACCGACAGAAGCUGCUGCUAGUUAUCUAAUGUCAGCUGAUUGUAGUAUCUUCAAUGAUUGGGAAGCAGCUGGCAAUGGCUACAACCUCUGCACUGGAGAUGUAAUGAAUCCCCAUUCAGUUGCAGGAUCUGUUCUUAAAAGGACACCACGCGGACUAUUUGAUGUCCCAGUAGGUUCUGCUGCUCAAAUUGGAAUGGUAAAUGAUGAUAGAGCGAUGGUUGUUUCAAAUAGUAAAACACAAAAGGAUACCUCUGCCCUCGGCCUAUUGGCUCUGAUGUAUGAUGAUUCCUCCGACUUUGAGGAGGAAGAGGUUGAAUUACAUAUUCCUGUCAAAGACCCCGAAACUAAAGGAAGUGAUUGCACUGAAGGUGUACACUACAGUAAAAAACUUGGCUAUACCCAAAUUGACGGUGGGAAUGAGGUUCCUAUCAAAAUUUCCAAUUCUUUUGCAAAGCAUGGCCCAGUCAGAGAGGAAAAUAAGGAUAUAGUGUAUCAAAGUUUAGAUUAUUCCAAUGAGAUUGAAAUCGACAAGUGUAAAUUAGUUGACUCAAAUUCUUUAACGCAUAGUUUUAGAAAUUUAACAAAAUUACAGAACAGCACAUCGAAUUGUAACCCUGUUGCUGGUAAGGAAGAAGAGACAAUUAGCACUGCUUUGGUACCAUUAGAGAAGACAACUACGUCUUUUGCUUCACGAUCUGACAAAGAAUCUUCUAGAAUGCAUGUCUUCUGCCUUCAGCAUGCUGUACAAGUAGAACAGCGGCUCAAUUCAUUUGGAGGAGCACGCAUUUUCCUUGUCAGUCAUCCAGACUAUCCCAAAUUAGAAUCUCAAGCAAAAAAGGUGGCAGAAGAAUUGAAAAUUGAUCAUCUCUGGAAUGAUACGCCAUUCAGGGAGGCUACAGAAGAGGACAAGGAAAUGAUACGAUUAGCUUUAGAUAGCGAAGAUGCUAUCCAUGGCAAUGGAGACUGGGCUGUGAAACUUGGCAUCAAUCUCUGCUACAGUGCUAAUCUUAGCCGAUCUCCUCUCUACAGUAAGCAGAUGCCAUACAAUGCAGUUGUAUAUAAUGCAUUUGGAUGUCGUUCCCCAGCAGACACUCGGGAAAAUGAUGGAAAUGGUUCAGGUAAGCAGAAAAGGUUUGCUGUUGCUGGAAAAUGGUGUGGUAAAGUCUGGAUGUCGAGUCAGGUUCACCCGUUGUUAACUAAGAAGGAUUUCAACGAACAAGAUCCUACUUGGGUCGAGCCGGAUGUGAAGGUCAGGAGACCAUUGGAUGCCACCCGAACUGCUGAAGCAGCUUCUACAAGUUGCAGAACUAGUAGAAAGAGGAAGCGUCGACCAGGAAAUAGGUCAGCCAUGAAAGCAAAAUCUCCGAAGGCUGAAAGUUCAGAGGAAUCUUCUGAAGAUUCUUUAAUCUGGAACUCUCUUAAGCAAGUUAGGAGUAUGCUUGGAAACAAAAGAAUGAAAAAAGAGACUCACGAACCUCAGAAUAAAGGUGAGAGAAGCAAGAGAAGUUUUGAAGCGCUAACUGAAGACGAGGUGGAAGAAUCUCCAAUCAGGAAUUCUAUUAGGCACCAAGUCAAGAGUAAGCUUAGAAACAAGCGAACUGAGAAAGAGAAUCCAGAGCCUCAGAAUAAACAAGAGAGAAGCAAGAAACAUUUUGACACACUCACUGAAGCCGAGGUGGAGGAACCUGUCGGGAACUCUCAUAAGCAACUUAAGAGUAAGCUUGGAAGCAAGAGAGUGAAGAAAGACAAUUCCAUGCCUCAGAAUACUCGGGAGAGAACCAAGAAACAUAUUGACCUACUCAAUGAAGACGAGGUGGAAGAAUCUCCAAUCAGGAACUCUCGUAAGCAAGUCAAGAGCAAGCUUGAAAAUAAGAAAACUAAGAAAGCGACUCCUGAGCCUCAGAAUACUCGUGAGAAUAACAAGAAACAGUCCAACUCAUUUAUUGAAAGCGAGCUGGAAGGUUGGCCGGGUACACGACUAAGACGAAGAACUUCAAUCCCGUGUAAAGAUUCAGGACUCAAAUCAGCUAAAGCGAGACCCAUACCGAAGAUGCUGCAUAAAAACAUGAUAAUGAAGAAAAGUCAAGCCAUGAAGGUUCCGUCUAGUAGUAACAAUGCAAAAAUAAGGGACGAGGAAAUGGAGUACCCGUGUAACAUGGAUGGCUGCAUUAUGAGUUUUGGCUCGAAACAGGAGCUUAUGUUGCACAAACGGAAUAUUUGUCCAGUCAAGGGAUGCGGGAAAAAGUUGUUCUCACACAAGUAUCUGGUGCAGCAUCAACGGGUUCACACGGAUGAUCGCCCCCUGAAAUGCCCGUGGAAAGGCUGCAAGAUGACGUUUAAGUGGGCAUGGGCUCGGACCGAGCACAUAAGAGUUCACACGGGCGUUCGUCCUUAUGUUUGCACUGAGGCGGGAUGUGGCCAGACGUUUCGGUUUGUGUCAGAUUUCAGUCGACACAAGCGCAAGACCGGUCAUUCUUCGAAGAAAUCUAAAGGAUAAUUCAACAUGGCUGAUGUUACUGUUGUUCAAGUAACAAAAAUAGGAUCAGUUUAACCUUGUAAUUUUUUCAUGGUGAUGCAGAUGAUUCUGCUUUGUCGGGUUCCUCAUUGGGCCCAUUUAUAUACUUUCUAGGGGAAUAAUUGGAAAAUGCUCCUCUACAAGAAAAAUGGCUGACAGGGGCUUGACACCCUCGCAUAACCGUCGGGGCUGCACGAAUAAACAAUUGGGAGGAAGAAGUGGUCCCACCCCCCAAAUAUGUGUGUAGGUCAACCCUUCUGUCAUGUAUUUUCUGACAGAGGAGCAUGGUCCGAAAUAAUUUGUUCGACAUUGGAAGUGAAUUUUCUCCAAAAAGAGGGAAUUUAAGACGCCAAAAUUGGUCUUGAAUAGAAUAAGUUCCCCUUUGUGCA